This is a messenger RNA of Ipomoea triloba (trilobed morning glory), 769 nucleotides long. RefSeq lists its product as uncharacterized. The coding region runs from base 224 to 553 and encodes 109 amino acids. Lineage: Eukaryota; Viridiplantae; Streptophyta; Magnoliopsida; Solanales; Convolvulaceae. The transcript has a single exon. The record is from RefSeq and is a predicted model, not a curated record.
UGGCGUCUAGUCUACAUACUGUACUAGAAUCAAGAACCAACUCACAGCUCCUCACCAAUUCAAAUUCUCUCUUUCUACAAACAGUUUGGCCUCCCACUCUUGACAAAACAAAUUGUGUUUCUCAUCCUUUUCCCUCUACCAUCAACCACCAAAACACAAGAAAAACACACACAUAUAUUUAGCCAGAGAAUUGAUUCAAGAUCAAGAAAUCAAAGCCCUAGAAAUGGGAGAUUACAGAUCAAAGUCGUUUGCAGAUGGGUGCAGGAAUGAUAUGUAUCAGAUGGAGAGGUACAGCGGGUACCAGUAUGCAGAUUUCAGAUCACCCCCACCCCUACCCCUGGCUCUACCCCCACCCCCACAGCUGAAGAAGGGGAAGAGCAGAAGUGGGUCAACUUCGAGGUCAUGGAGCAUGAAUGACCCGGAGUUUCAGAGGAAGAAGAGGGUGGCUAGCUACAAAGUAUACUCUGUUGAAGGGAAAGUGAAGGGGUCUUUCAAGAGGAGUUUCAGGUGGCUUAGGGAGAAGUAUUCCCAUGUUGUUUAUGGCUGGUGGUGAUCCUGAUCGAUUAUAUUAUAUAUCACUGUUCUAAUUGCUCUCACUCUUAUCUGGGGAAAGUGUUUUUCUCUAUUUUAGUUUCUCUCUGUGUUGUGAUUGAUAGCUGUGAGGUGGAAGUGAUCGAUUGAGUUUUGCUUCCUGGGCUAUCAACGUAUACAAUCAUAAUACUGGGUUUUUUUCUUAAUAUUAUCAAUGGAUGUUUCCUUGGAUCUGCAA